Cygnus atratus (black swan) is the source of this 1424-nucleotide messenger RNA. It is a transcript of the gene HES4, whose product is annotated as hes family bHLH transcription factor 4. Gene Ontology annotation, biological process: anterior/posterior pattern specification; regulation of transcription by RNA polymerase II; regulation of neurogenesis. NCBI's taxonomy places the organism in Eukaryota, Metazoa, Chordata, Aves, Anseriformes, Anatidae. Gene Ontology annotation, molecular function: protein dimerization activity; DNA-binding transcription factor activity, RNA polymerase II-specific; RNA polymerase II cis-regulatory region sequence-specific DNA binding. The coding region runs from base 62 to 1042 and encodes 326 amino acids. The transcript has 3 exons. The record is from RefSeq and is a predicted model, not a curated record. Gene Ontology annotation, cellular component: nucleus.
CCCGGCCCCGCUGCCGCCGCCGCCGGAGCUCCGCGGUGCCGCCGCCGCCGCUCGCAGCGCCAUGCCCGCAGACGCGGGCCCGGAGAAGCCCACCGCCUCGCCCAUCGCCGGGGCGCCGGCCACCGCCAGCCACACGCCGGACAAGCCGCGGAGCGCCAGCGAGCACCGCAAGUCCUCCAAGCCCAUCAUGGAGAAGCGGCGCCGGGCGCGCAUCAACGAGAGCCUGGGGCAGCUGAAGACGCUCAUCCUGGACGCGCUGAAAAAAGACGUGAGUUGGGGCUUUUUGGGGGGUGGAAAGCCGAAAUCGAGGGGGUCUGGGGGUGAGGAAGAAGAGGGGGGGGGGCUGACGGCCGCUGUCGUCCCGCAGAGCUCGCGGCACUCCAAGCUGGAGAAGGCGGACAUCCUGGAGAUGACGGUGAAGCACCUGCGGAACCUGCAGCGGGCGCAGAUGACGGCCGCCCUCAGCGCCGACCCCACGGUGCUGGGCAAAUACCGGGCGGGUUUCAACGAGUGCAUGAAUGAGGUGACCAGGUUCCUCUCCACCUGCGAGGGGGUCAACGCCGACGUCCGCACCCGCCUGCUCGGCCACCUCUCGGCUUGCUUGGGGCAGAUCGUGGCCAUGAACUACCCGCCGCCGCCUCCUCCGCCGCCCGCCGGGCAGCCGGCGCAUCUGGCACAGCCGCUGCACGUCCAGCUGCCGCCCGCCGCCGGGGCCGUGCCCGUGCCCUGCAAGAUGAACCCCGCCGAAGCCUUGUCCCCCAAGGUUUAUGGGGGUUUCCAGCUCGUCCCGGCCACCGAUGGCCAAUUCGCCUUCCUCAUCCCCAACCCAGCCUUCCCGCCCGGCUCCGGACCGGUGAUCCCCCUCUACGCCAACGCCAACGUCCCCGUGUCUGCAGGAGGAGGAGGAUCGGGGAACGCAUCCGCCACCCCGUCGGCGUCCCCGGUGCAGGGCUUGACAUCAUUUGGGGGCAGCAUUGUGCCGGCGUCCCAGGCGGGGAGCCCCGUCGCAGAGCGCAGCGAAUCCGUCUGGAGGCCUUGGUGACUUGCCCAUAGCGAAAAGGCACGAAACUCUGCUUGGCUCCGUUGUAUGGAGCCCUGUUAUGGUCGGGUUUUUCUUUUUUUUAAAAAAAAAAAACACAGAAUGGAGGAUUUAAAAAAAAAAAAAGGACCUCGAUAUGAACGUGCUAUUUAUUAUUUUCAGAGGUUGGGAUCUCGACUUGUAUUUUUACUCCUUUGAAAUGCCUUUAUUUGAGAUACGUUUUUUAAGAAAAAGAAAUAAAUGAGAAAUAGUUUUGUAACAAAUAUUCAAAAAGUAUAAUGCCAAAGUUGUUUGUAUCCCGUUUGUCUGUGUGUGUGUUGCGUGCCUGUGUUGGAGACUUCCAAAAAAAAAAAAUUGCAGGUGUUUAAAUAAACUCUUUGAAAUA